Messenger RNA from Cyprinodon variegatus (sheepshead minnow), 1960 nucleotides. RefSeq names its product transcription elongation factor A protein 2-like (gene tcea2). Gene Ontology annotation, molecular function: zinc ion binding; nucleic acid binding. The record is from RefSeq and is a predicted model, not a curated record. The transcript has 9 exons. Gene Ontology annotation, cellular component: nucleus. Lineage: Eukaryota; Metazoa; Chordata; Actinopteri; Cyprinodontiformes; Cyprinodontidae. Bases 166 to 1155 code for a protein of 329 amino acids. Gene Ontology annotation, biological process: DNA-templated transcription; transcription elongation by RNA polymerase II.
UUGUGUCACACCACAACAAACGAGAGAGGUUCAGCAGCUGGGGCAGAAACCCCACGGGCUGCGUGGAAACAGACAGAAAUACAGAAGGAUUUUUCCACCCCUCUUCUUAAAUGGAGGUUUUCGCCGCAGCACAGCAGCUGAACUGACGCAGAAGAGUCCGCAGAAAUGGCUAAAACCCAGGAGGUGGAGCGCAUCGCCAAAAAGCUGGAUAAAAUGGUUCAGAAGAAAAACACGGACGGUGCUCUUGAUUUGCUGAGGGAAUUAAAGAACAUGAAGAUGUCUCUGGAGACUCUGCAGUCAACCAGAGUUGGGAUGUCAGUGAACGCAGUGAGGAAACAGAGUUCAGAUGAGGAGGUUCAGACUCUGGCUAAAACUCUCAUCAAGUCCUGGAAGAAACUUCUGGAAGGUGCAGAAGGGAAGUCUGAUGAGAAAAAGAAGGACGUCUCUCCUGUCAGGUCAUCUUCUACCUCCAAGGACUCUGUUACAGCUGAGAAAAGGGAGAAAUCAGUGGAGACCCCGACCUCUCCCACCACACCUACCGCCCCCCAGCGGUUGACCUCCUUCCCCCCCGCCCCCGUCACUGCAGACAAUGUGCGGACCAAGAGUCGAGAGCUGCUGGUGGCUGCUUUGCAAACUGGUGAUGACUUCAAAGCUAUUGGGGUUGACUGUGAGCACCUAGCAGCACAGAUUGAGGACCGGAUAUUUCAGGAAUUCAAGUCGACAGAUAUGAAGUACAAAACCCGCCUGCGAAGCCGCAUCUCCAACCUGAAGGACCAGAAGAACCCGGACCUGAGGCGCAACGUCCUGUGUGGGAACAUCUCCCCUGAACGCAUCGCCUCCAUGACUGCUGAGGAGAUGGCGAGUGCAGAGCUGAAGCAGAUCAGGGAAGCUCUGACUAAAGAAUCCAUCAGAGAACAUCAGCUGUCAAAGGUCGGGGGAACCGAGACGGACAUGUUCAUCUGCAGCAAAUGUCACGGCAAGAACUGUACAUACACACAGGUGCAGACCCGCAGCGCUGAUGAACCCAUGACGACCUUUGUUCUGUGUAACGGCUGUGGGAACAGAUGGAAGGUGAGGAAGUCCCAUCAGUCAUUUACAAUGUUUGUGGGAUCUUGGCAAAAAGUUUCUAAAUCAUGUGAGUCAGGAUCAGUUUAAAUGUUCUGAAGGCUGAUGUUCUACCAGAAGGUGGCAGCAGAGACCGGCCUUACUCUCCUCCUCUUGCUCCACCUUCUCAUUUCACUCCUUCAUCUUGCUCUUCAUGUCCUCUGCUCUUGUUUUUUUCCAGACUUCUUUCCAUUUUUUGUCCCCCCCACCCCUCCUUCCUCCAUCUUCUUCAGUUUCAUCAGUUCAUUCCUUUACCUCCCUCUCAAGUCUCAGACCCUUUACUUUCCUUUUGACCCUCCCAUUUAUUCUCUGCACCUUUCCCCUCCUUAUUAGUCCUUCCUUAAUUCCCCUCUACUAUUCUCCCCUCCUUCAUCCCUCCCUUAUUUAGCUUUGGCUCGUGGUGAGGUGACUAAUUUCCCCUGCUGCUCUAUAUUGCAGCUUGUAAGAAUAAUCGAUGGGAAUCGUGGUACAGAUUUGAAUAAAUACUUAAAAGCUGCUUCCGUUUCCCAGCUGGGUUCAGCAUAAUCAGCCUAAACGGAGAAAUCUCCCACUUUUCCCACUAGCUGGAUGCUACCUUAUUGUUAGAAGCUUAUCACAGCUUGUUCGCUGCAUCUCUUAAGAGGUUUAUACCGAAAGAUCAAGUUUCAGUAAAACUACAAGAUGUUCUAAAUGAGGCUGUCAAAACUGCAAAAAAAGGUUAUUCUUUCUCUAAAAUAUUAUGUGAAAUAACAUUUUAAUGUAUAGUUUUUCAAAUAAGUGAUAAUAUGUACAAACAAGAUUAGGCUUAAUCUCACAGGUUAAGUUUAAUUUUGGUCAUGAAUGUUUUUGGAAAAUGUGAAGAGAUAAGUCGCUUGUA